UAUUUGUAUUUGUCUGUGUUUGCCUGGUGUACCCAUAAAUUUAUUCAAAUUUUUAUGAUAGAUUUUACUUCAUCCGUCCCACUAUAUUUGUCCACUUUCAUUUUUGCACACCAUCCAAUACACUUCUUUAAUCCAUUUUAUCUUGUAAUUUGUAUAUUAAAAAAUUAUAGAAAUUAUAUAUUAAUAAUCUAUAUGUUAAGACAAAUCAAACAAGAUCACGCAUGACUAUAUUUAAGUUUACACAUUGAGAGAAUUUGAUGAGUCAAAGUGCUUAGAUGAACAGUUCCAAAAGUCAAAAGUGGACGAAUAUAGCGGGACGGAGGGAGUAAUUUUUUAAGCCCUAAUGCAAUAAAAACACAGUAAUUCGAAUAAACUUCGGGGAGAAAAGGAACUGCGAUGGUUUUAUGCCGAGGUUAGCCUUCAGUGCCUGUCUGAUCUGAGAAAGACGUGUCUGUUUGGACAGCCAAAUUUGAAAAGGAGAAAAAAGAGGUUUCCAAACUACAUGACCGGAUCGCAAGGUACAAGACAAAUCUAUCAGAAAGAGACCAGGAAAUCCGAGGAUUGAAGGAAUCAAUAUCCAACUCGAACCAGGCCUUAUCAGAGGAGAACUUGCAGCUUCAAGAGGAAAUCAAGAAACUGUUGAAGGAAAGGGCAUUCCUGGAAGACAACGCGAAAGAAAUGGACGUCCGGUGCCAAUGCCUAGAGGAGGAGGCGAAAAGGGCUUUAGCUGGAAAAUCAGAAACGGAAGCUCUGCUCGGCUACGAGAUCGAACAGUUGCAAUCAACCAUUGUAGAGAGAAACGGAUGCGUGGAAGAGUUGAAAUCAAUGAACAGCGAGCUCAGCGACGAGAUUGAUGAGAUGAAGAAGCACUUGCAUGACCUGCAUGUGGAGCAUGUGCAGCUGAUCGCCGAGGCUGAUGGGACCCGCAAACAGGUGGAGGAGCUGAGAUCAACCGUCAAAGGUAUGGAGGAAGAGAUUAGGAGACAACAAGAGACGAUUGAGGAAGGGGCGGAGGAGAAACGGGAGGCCAUAAGACAGCUCUGUUUCUCGCUGGAGCACUACCGGAACGGCUACCACCGCCUGCGACAGGUCUUUAUGGGCAACAAAGGGCUACCUGUGAUGGCGUCCUGAAAAAACAACACACACAUUUUCCUCUUUGAGUUCCCUUUUUUGUUUUGUGUGUCUUGUUGUGUGAUGUUUUGUUGCAAUCUUGAGCCCAUGGUGGUUCAUUCUGUGUUGGUAUAAAUAAAUGUUUUUUGGUUGAGGUUUUUGGUCUGGUCUUUAUCUUUAAGGUAUAUAUGUAUACACACACUGAUAUGUAAAUGAUGGAAUCGCUUUUGGUGUAUUUUGGUCUGCUGCUGCCUUAGUAUUUUGGUCUUUUUCUCCAUUUUCCUCAUUUUGUACCGUUCAAACGGCAUUCUACCGUGAUUGAUAUGGUAUUUAUUGGUGUUUCUUUUCUUAUGCUUUUGUUUGGAU
Molecule: messenger RNA, 1476 nt
Organism: Cuscuta campestris
Lineage: Eukaryota; Viridiplantae; Streptophyta; Magnoliopsida; Solanales; Convolvulaceae
Source: the annotation of a GenBank genome assembly